GCUCUGAGGCAGGCUGAGGCUGAGGAGCGGCAAUGGGCGAUCCGGUGGUGUGCAGCUUCCUCACCAAGACCCUCUGCGCCGAGGGCGGGAGGCUGGGGCUCGCGGAACUCCAGCAGCACGUCGGCCUCUCGGCGCAGCAGCUGCAGGAGACGCUGCAGGCGGCGGGUCCCGAGCGCUUCCUGCUGCUGACGGGCGCCGGGGGAGCGCCGGAGGUGCUGGCCCUGACGGCUGUGCGGAUCUGUAUGCGCAAGCAGUGCGAGGGCUGCGAGCGCCUGCACCUCUGCAAGCUGCACCUCAUGGGCAGGUGCAGUCUGCGCCACAGAGUUUGCAAAUACUCUCAUGACAUCACCAGUGCUGAGAACAAAAAAGUUCUGAAGACUCAUGAGUUGUCUGGCCUAAGUGAGAAUGAGCUGCGAAUCCUGCUUCUCCAAAAUGACCCUUUCCUCCUUCCUGAUGCCUGCCAAUUUUACAACAACAGGGUUAAUACCUGCAGCCAGCGAGACGACUGCAACAAGCUUCAUAUUUGCCGAUACUUUCUCCAUGGUGGAUGUAAAUUUUUUCCAUGCAAGAAGUCCCAUAAUUUUUUGGAUUCCUGUGCACUGAGAUUGUUGAAAAAUGGAGGCAUUGAUGAGAAGAUGGCUUCAAACAUCCAGAAAGUAUAUGAUCAUAAACAUGUGGAGCUCCACAAGAGGGAAAAACCUAAUGGUCCUUCCUACAAACCAAGGCAAACUUCAGAGGAAGACCGAACAAAUAAAAGUAGCAAAGAACAGAAGCCAUCUUUUGAAACACCUGAGGUCUCCACAGUGCAUGCACCACCUUCAGAAGCAGUGCUAUUCAGUCAGCCUUCUCAUGCAGAUCGCAGCAGCAACAAAACUCAUCAGAGCGAACGUGAGUUUCUAACAGGCACCAGAAGUAAAGUUGAAGGUAAAAAAGAUGAUUCCUCUGUGAACUCUUCAAAGGACAAUAAAGAUAAGUCUGAUGAGAUAUGCUUGUUCAAUGUCUGGAAGUACUGCAAACAUAAUGAGAAAUGCACAUCAGUUCAUUACCAUUUGCCAUAUAGAUGGCAAGUAUAUAAUGGGAUCACCUGGAAUGACCUUUCCAUGAUGGAAGAAAUUGAAAAAGCCUAUUGUGACCCAAAAAACAGCAGUGCAGCAGAUAAGGGUAUUAAUUUCCAGACAAUGACCCUCUCCUCUUCUUUGAUUCGGCGCCUCUCUACGCCAUCGUCUGUUGUAAACCCCACAUUUGUACUGACUACAAAGUGGAUUUGGUAUUGGAAGAAUGACCACGGCCAGUGGACUGAAUAUGGAACACAGGGAGAACAGGGUAUUGUGAAUUCACCAUCUUCUGACAUACUUGAGAAUUUGUAUUUGGCAGAUCCAGAUACCACUAUACAAUUCCAAGCUGGCUUGUAUUAUUACCAACUCAAUUUUAAAGAAAUGAUCCAGAUAAACACCUCUUCUAAAACAAAAAGAAAGGUCUGCAGGCGACCGAAGUUUGUGUCUUAUGAAGAAGUGCAAAAGAUAAAGGAAAGAGGUCAGAGGGAUUCUAUUCCAAGUCAAGCCUGUCCCCCUCACUGGGAUCAAUCUGCACUGCCUGACUUUGGAUACAAGUCACCUAGUACUAUCACAGACAAGACAAAUUUGAGAAGAGUACAGACUCAAGUAAAACCAAGAGGAAAGAGUGGCAGCCAGUGAUAUCUAGAAACAUACACAGUGAUCUCAUAAAGAAUAAAGAAAAAAAGAAAGAAAGAAUGAGAACAAAACCACAACAUCAAAUCUGCCAGCCUGAAGUCUGUGUACACAUUUGGUGCAGCAAGACCAAAAAUGCUUAGUUUUUCUGUAUUAGUCAUUGUAAUGAUAUUUAGAGGUUGUCCCUUAGGAAGAACAACACAGAGCAAUCCUACAGCAUGCUAGAAAAAUGCUUUUCAGUGUUACGUUUGUUCUUUUAUACAGUGGUUUUGACCCUGAUUAAGGAACAGUACAUGAGCUUUAGCAUGAGGACUUUCACUUGUUGCCUCUUAAAACAAUCCUGAGUGAUGCUGAUCAAGCUGUAUUGGCACAGGCAUGCUGACAAUGAAAGGCAGGACAAAAGUAACAUAUUUCCAGACUGAGCAUUCGUUCUAGCUAUUUUCAAUUGACUGAGAGAUUCGUUGUUAUUCUUACUCCUUGUACUUGAUUUUCCUAGUGUUGUUGCAUUGGUGUGGCAUGAGAACCAGAAAUACUGUUUCUUUGCUUCCUCGGGCUGGCUUCUGUUACUGAGUUUUGUCCUGGAUGUUUCUUUUUACCCUGGCUACCUUUUUCUGGCUGCCUUGGAUUAUGCUUUACUCCAUGUAGUACUAUUUUCUAGCAACGUGGAUAUAGCAAAUUAGUCUAAAUAGAAUUCUGCUGAAAAAUCAAUAGGUAAAAUUGAAGUCAGUUGCUCUAUACAUAACCCUUCUUCAAAUAGUUGUUUUUUUCACAAUUAGUAGAAAAACAAAAACCAAACCUUAUUUUUCCAGACUCUGAAAAUUUCAGGUGUCUAGCACCUGCUGAUUUUACUAGUAAGAGUUUGUGUGGGAACCAGGCAGACAGACCUUCUGAAGAUUGGACCUGCAAUACCUUGAGCUCUGUCACAAUUAAUGAAGGAAACAGCUAACUGCUUAUUAGUAGCUUAUCCGAGUAAUGUAAGCUUGAACGUUUCAAAAGAAUGAUCAGAAGAUAGGCAGCUCAGUUCCUUUUAUGUCUCUGAGUUGUGUGUACUUACUGCUUCCCUUAUUUACUCUGAAAUGUUUGGUGUGAACUUUAGUCGAGUCCAUUCAUUUAGGUAUUUCUGGAGUCACUGAGGUGAAUGUGAGAGGCUUGGGAACGUGACAUGCAGAUCCAUGGUACCUCUGGUGGUACUGGUGGGGAUGUGUGGGGGAAAAAAAAGUCAUCUUGCUUCCUAGAGCUCAUUUUGCUCCCUGAGUUGGAAUCUAAGAAAACUGUCUCUUACCUUGUAAACUGAGCGCCUUUCAUACAAAAGGAAAAGUUAACUCUGUAUCUAAAAAAAGCCCACCGUACUCUUUGGUAUUAAAAAUAAAAACCUGAGCUAGAUUAAGUUAUUUCUGUGGGAACCUAAGCAUGUUUUUUUGCAGUAGGUAAUAUUGGGACUGGAUGGGAUUCUGCAUGCAUGUGGUGAGCAUCCUAACAUCUGACAAUUACGACUUGAUGAAUUCCCCUCUCUUCAGACACUGACAUUUAAUCCCAGCUAACUUCCCUGCACUGAUCAAUCAUAAGAACAAACACCUAUGAGAUAGGGAGGAAGUUUUCCUUCUUUAAAGAGAGCAGCUCUGUGUUGUUAACAUUGCUUAUUUUUUUUGAGUGCUGAGGUGUCUAAAUCUGUAAAUCAUGUGGAGUCAUAGUUCUGUAGAAAGUAGUGUAAAUGAAAAGCUUACUAGACAUUAGUAACAAACACCAAUUGGAAAAUUGGCACGAGUCUCCUUCUGUCUUUGUUUUACAGAUAGAGUGGAGUUAGCAGUUGGUAAACUUCUAAAGGCAUUAAAAAAAAAAAAAGAAAGAAUGGGUAUUAUCUUGGAACUUUUUGUUGGGUUUUAAAUUCUGUCUUUAAUAUGGAACUGAGAAAUGUGUGUGAUGAAGGCAAUAUGCUUUUGUGUCAAGAGGAUUAGUAUUCAUAUAGCUGCUGAAUCCUGACAAGACUGAAGAUUGCUGUGCUUUAACAAGGUUGGGAGAUGAUGUGUCAUAAGAAAUCUGUCCGUAUACUUUUUAAACAUUAGUUUUACUUGGGUAGGUGUAACUAAUUGAAGUUGUUUUGCUUCCAAAGCCUAAGUUAACCAGAUAUCAAGGUUUGAUGUCCUUUUGUACUGAACUUGUGCAGUCAUAUGCUAAUAAUAAAUUAUUGUCAGGGCAGUGAUUCUUUCUCUGCUUAAGAAAUUCCACUCGUUGACUGUGGAUUUGCAAAUGCUUUUCCUCUCUAAAUUUUCCUCCUUAAGUCUAAAGAUGAAAAGAGCUUAAGAAGUUCUGCUAUUGUGAAACAUUAACUUGCAGUAGCAAGGUGGUGUUAUUCUUCAUUGGCAUCUUUUUAAGGAAAUGAAGACAAUCUCUGUGGAGAUUCCAUGCAAAAUAGAACUGGCUUUGUUGCUUGUAGGCAAACUAUUUUACUAUUGUAAAAUAAUUGAAGUACCCGUCUUAAGCUACCAGCCUCGUACCACGUCGCUGACCCUCUCUUUUACCCAGGAUGUUCACAGUUUUCCAGCAAAAGAUGUUAUGUAGCAAAAGCACAUUUCGUGGUCUACAUAAACAAUUCGUAUGUAUUCAUAUCAGAUGUAGUGCUAAAAUGUAUUGACGUUAUUUUCAUCUUGCAGGCGGUGGAGAACUGUUGUGUUAAAAAGCAUGCAGAUAAUAAGUACUGUCUUGUCCAAAUUAUUUUGUGUUGCAUUGUAAACAGGAUUUGCAAAAUAUUCUUGUAUGGAGAGACGUGCAACGUGUCAUUCAACUUUGUAAAAACUUUUUAAUAAAUUCAGAAAAGUAA
This is a messenger RNA of Gallus gallus (chicken), 4506 nucleotides long. RefSeq names its product zinc finger CCCH-type containing, antiviral 1 (gene ZAP1). The record is from RefSeq and is a predicted model, not a curated record. The coding region runs from base 33 to 1694 and encodes 553 amino acids. Lineage: Eukaryota; Metazoa; Chordata; Aves; Galliformes; Phasianidae. Gene Ontology annotation, molecular function: NAD+ poly-ADP-ribosyltransferase activity; metal ion binding. The transcript has 12 exons.